UGUAAACAUUAUUUUAAAGUGGUGAAGGUUGACAGCAGCAGCCUCCCUGAACUUGCGUUGCCAAAUCCUCUGUUUCAUCCACCAUCGACUAGUUCCUGAUGUGAGAUCUUGUUUGCGGCGAUUUAAUCGAAAAGAUCUGGCAACCUUCGGCCACAGCACAGAGGCAAAUGCGGACUGCUUAGCUAGUGUGCUAGCAGCAUACAUGUGGAGGGGAUCACAUCCCAAACUCUGCCCAAAUUCCCCUUCAGACUGCCAAAUACCGCCAACUGCCCCUGUAUCCCUUACAACAAACGUGUUUUCUUCAACAUGAAAGGUAGCCGGAUCGAGUUGGGGGAUGUUACACCCCACAACAUUAAACAGUUGAAGCGUCUGAACCAAGUGAUCUUCCCUGUCAGCUACAACGACAAGUUCUACAAAGAUGUUCUUGAAGUAGGAGAGCUCGCCAAGCUAGCAUAUUUCAAUGACAUCGCAGUUGGUGCUGUGUGCUGUAGAGUGGAUCACUCUCAGAACCAGAAGCGACUCUACAUCAUGACACUGGGUUGUCUAGCACCUUACCGCAGACUUGGCAUAGGAACAAAAAUGCUGAACCAUGUGUUGAACAUUUGUGAGAAGGAUGGCACUUUUGACAACAUUUACCUUCACGUGCAGAUCAGCAAUGAGUCUGCAAUUGACUUCUACCAGAAAUUUGGCUUUGAGAUCAUUGAGACAAAAAAGAACUAUUACAAGAGGAUAGAGCCAGCAGAUGCCCACGUUCUUCAGAAAAGCCUGCGCAGCCCAUGUGCGCCCCCAGCAGGAGAGCUGCAGAAAGCCGACUAGGGGUUGAAGCGCGACACCAGAUUGGUUUCUUCCCCAAAUGGAACUGUAACAGACGCCCCAGGGUUGACACACUCACCACUUUCUUCAGAGGACAUUUUAGACAGAAAAAGUCAAUGACGUAUUUGCUGCAUUUAUUGUGCAAAAACUUUAGUCCCCCCUUAAUUGUUUUUUUUGUUUUGUUUUGUUUUUUCAUUUUUUUCUUUUUUUUUUUUUUUUUUUUUUUUUUCCAUUUCAUCAUUUAGAGAGUUGAAAUUACAUGGAGGUUUUCAAGCAGAAUUCAUAAUUGCUCCAAAAGCUGCUGACUUCUUAUUGAUCUGACAUGGUGAAGGUUGUUUUCAAAGCAUACUGUUUGCAUUUGUUUUAGAUUUGUUUAAGGUAAGGGGACAUCGCUUUGCUUGGACAAAACAAUAGAACAAAAGAGGUAAAGUCUUUUUAAAAUAUGACUCGAGAUGCCCCAGCUGGCAACCUUGGAGUGAUUGUUUGAAUCAUCUUAGGGGCACUUGGAAUUCGCAGAACUCCAUCACCCCGCCAUCUAAGCCCUCGGACACGCGGCAAGGGAAUCUGCUGGUAGCUGAGACCUCCUGUUUCACCAUACAGUCAAUAUGCAAUGUUGGAGGGUUGCAUGUAAUGCAAUGUCUCCUUGUGAUGUCAGCCGCCUCAGUCUGUGUUGAGGCUAACCCAAUGAGGAAAUGGAGCGUAGAGCCCCCUCGAACAAGAGAGUGGUACAACUGUUUUAGUAUGGCGGAGGUUAAGGGGAGUAAACUCCAGUUGUUUGUGAAUGUUUUGUUUUUCAGCCCAUUAUUUAAUAUCCCCAUCUUUUUUUUUCUUUCUUUUUUUUAAUUUGUGGAUUGAGUCUGGGCUUUUUCUGGGGUUUGCAGUAAUGCUGCUGGUGAGAUGUUAAGGCUUCAGAUAGCAAGAUAUGGCUUUUUAUGGGCCUUUGCGGUUGCGUUGUUUAUGGUGGAUGUGGUUCUCUAAUAAUUUUUAGUCCACCAGGACUCAAGUUAGAGUUUAGUAGGUUUUUUUUUUUCUUAUGUGAAAGAAGUUUCAAUUUCCCCCACCCAUUACCUGCCUGACUGUUUCUAAAUUUGAAUCCUAGCUUCUCACUUGUUAACGCAGCAGAAAUAAAUCCUCCCACAAUGCAACAGUUACAUUUCAGUGAUGUUCACUGACCACCACCUAUUUCACAUAUACAAUGUGGGAGUGUAAAAGGUUAGUUCUACAAGUUAUUGUACAGGACUUACGGAACCAGAUCCCAGGAAAAGCCUUGACUCAGUGCAUGCCAAGGGAGACAUGCCCUCUCCAUUGUAGUAAAAGCAUGUUUUUUGUUCCUCCUUUCUUUGGAAAAUUUUAUCUUUUUCUGGAGCUCUAUAUUGUAUGACUUUUAAACCUCUAAAUAAAAAAGUACUAUUUGCAUUA
Ctenopharyngodon idella (grass carp) is the source of this 2232-nucleotide messenger RNA. It is a transcript of the gene naa50, whose product is annotated as N-alpha-acetyltransferase 50, NatE catalytic subunit. The record is from RefSeq and is a predicted model, not a curated record. Gene Ontology annotation, biological process: mitotic sister chromatid cohesion. Gene Ontology annotation, cellular component: NatA complex. Gene Ontology annotation, molecular function: acyltransferase activity, transferring groups other than amino-acyl groups. Bases 307 to 816 code for a protein of 169 amino acids. Lineage: Eukaryota; Metazoa; Chordata; Actinopteri; Cypriniformes; Xenocyprididae. The transcript has 7 exons.